Molecule: messenger RNA, 1957 nt
Organism: Seminavis robusta
Lineage: Eukaryota; Bacillariophyta; Bacillariophyceae; Naviculales; Naviculaceae
Source: the annotation of a GenBank genome assembly
GUGACCUUGAACGAACAACGGUCGUUAGAGGCGGUGAAUUACCACGGAGCCAUGGAGGGCCAGGCUUGAACCAACAUGCUUCCCUCGGUACCGUUCACGGUUACCAGCAUCAAAGGGGUUUCUCAUCGAGUAAGGAAUUUUCAGCAACAAGUGCACGCGUCAACAGCAUACUCCACUAGCUAGCUACAACGUGCGUGGUCAUGGUGUAGAAAUUGCUGCUGCCAUACUGAAAUUCCCGUGACAAACGAGAGAGCAAGGCAUGUCCACCGUCACGUUCGAUGUCGAGGAUGGUUCUGUCGACUGCGAUGCGAUUUCUGUUGACUGUGAUGAGAUUGCCAUGGAAAUGGGCUUGACGCACCACCAGUCUCCCUGCAACGGCAACACCAAGAGCUCUCCUUCUUGCCAAACAUCCGAGUGUCCCUCUGACCAUGCCAAUGGCGUCACCACUACAAGACCUCCACUGCUCUGCCCUUUGACCAUGCAGCCACUUCUCGAUCCAGUAGUGAAUCCCACUGAUGGGUUCUCCUACGAACGAAGUGCCAUUAUUGGUGAAAAAGACAAGGACAAGUACAUUCCCAAUAGAGUGCUAAAGGACUAUCUCGUAGCAGUCAAGGAAUCUGCCGUGGCUUCUUCUUCUUCUCGUGAUGGCACCAGGUCCAGCACAGCUGAGCAUAUUCUCACUCUCUUUGUCUGCCCCAUCACCCAUUUGCUCCUUCAAGAUCCCAUCAUUGACCAUGAAGGAAACACAUAUGAACACAGUGCCAUCACUGACUGGGUCCAGCAGCACGGUGUGUCUCCCAUCACCCGGAACCCUUUAUCACUGCAGCAGCUCUAUGACAACAAGACCCUCUCUGAGGUCCUCCUGCAAGAAACCCCCCUGCUCCAGCAACAGCAAGUAGGAAGAGCAAGAAAUGAAAGACAGCUACAGGACGAGGAAUUGGGACGGAAAACACCUCGACGGAAUGUCAACGAAUUGGUUUCACAAGAACAGGAGGUUGCCUCUGACUAUUCUACCGCCGGGUAUAGAUCCCUUCCUGUAGGAGAAGUGCAGCUGCAAGAGGCAGCACCCGAACAGGAUAUUAAUAUCCACAAUGCACAAGAGCCGAGCAACCACAAGAAAGACGCGUUGAUUGCGGGGGCAUUCUUAUUGGGUUGCUUGGGAUGCACGGUUGGGUCGAUCUUUUUGUCGCGGCACGUUCUCUGAUGGAAUGAACCUAAAGAUAUGGAUGGGGACCCAUGCACAUGGCAGUCCUACAUGUAGUUCGACUCAUCCAUCCGACUGUCUUGUCACAUUGGCCCGCCCAAGCAGAAAUCUGCCAAAAACACAUUUCUAAUUUAAAAAAACUCCAGGCACGCAACUGUUUCAAGAAUGAUGCUGGCUAGUUUGGUCGUACGUGUAGCUAUGGAAUCGGGAGUGCUAACAACAUGAUGCUACCGCAAUGCGACGACAGAGGGUUGGAUCUGCGGCGGCUGCCUACGGUACCGGUACGGCAGCGUGGCCAUCGGGCACGGGGAAAUGCCUGCAGAUAGCAAACUACUUCAUUCCCAACAGAAGAUUCCUACGUUGCACCUUGAUAGCUAUCUAUCUAUCUACCGGUGGGGCCUAGCAAUUCAGAUACUGGUAGUAGCUCAGCAUGAGUUCUUACUUCGGCACUCGUUUGCGGUGCGACUCGAAUUCCGCUUGUUUCUCUGAAAAAUGCACGACUUGCAGUCAAACAGGCUUAUUCCAUGCAUGGUACUAAUGGUAGCUCCCUUUUAAGUUAUUGGGGUCGUUGGGUACAUGAACUCAAGACUAUUUUGAUGGUGUGUCGAAAAUAUAGUCUGUUUUUAACGUUUUCUGAAUAGAUCCACGCACAAAUGCGUAGAAAGAAGAGUUUUGGAAUCUAAAAUCAGAGAAGGGUGGUGCAUUCGUGAUACAGGCUACUAGUACCCAACGACCCAGAGUAUCGGUCGCGCA